AGUCUUCGGAAUUAUUUUGGCGAAGGACUGAGAGCCACCUAACGUGUUUCCGUGCUCAACCCGGUGUGGAUGGAAGUUAGAGGUGAAUUUUAAGGCAUUUAAUCACUGCUGAAAAGGCGGAGAUAUGGCAUCACGGAGCUAUCGGGGCUGUAUUCUCUGUCAGAGGGUGGUUGUUGUGAAGAUGAUGUGCAGGGUGAGUGUUUUGCGAACUGCUCAACCCAAGAUCAUGACAGAUUUCCUAAAAGGAGUACCACACAAGAGGCACCCAGGUGUGACCAGCCUGAAAACUCUGCGACUUCCCGAGGAACUCCAGACAGCUGCACUGUCCAUAAUUCACAAAGCGCAGCUGCCUCAGCUGGCCGAACGCAGCCACAAACUCACAGACUUCCUCUGGAGCAGGAAACGAAAAGUCGAGGACUCGGCUCUGAGGAAGAAAGCUGUGGGCUUGGAGAAGGAGCUCUGGGAGAAGGCCAUGCAGAAGACAGAAGAUUUCGAUGAGCAAGUGCUGGAGGACCGCAUCAAGAGGAAAGUUAUCUCGGAGCUCAAAAGAACGACGUAUCGCUGGACUCCCAUGAAGUUUGAUGAAGAGCUGGCUGUGGUGUACAUGGCGGCUCGGCUCGCUGGAUGCUACGCAGCAGUGAGGAGAAGUCUGAAUGAGAUAAAGAAGAGGGAUCCUUCGUUUGCCCCUCAGACUCUUCUGGAUUUUGGUUCAGGACUGGGAACAGUUGUCUGGGCGUCACACUCGUAUUGGGGCGACUCCCUGAAGGAGAUGGUGUGUGUGGACAGCUCUGGGCCCAUGAACAUUUUAGCGGAACGACUUCUCAAAGGUGACGACGAUGCUGCUGAACCUCUUAUUAAGCACGUCUAUUUCAGACAGUUUCUCCCAGUCUCCCCCAAGGUGCAGUUUGACUUGGUGACUUCAGCUUUCACUCUGUCAGAAGUUCCCAACGCAAAAGACAGAGAAGAAGCAGUGGUCACUCUGUGGAGAAAGACCAGCUCGUAUCUGGUGCUGGUGGAAAAUGGGACCAAGGAGGGCCAUCAGAUGCUCAUGGAGGCCAGAGACACUUUGUUAAAUAAACGGGAGAAGGUCGUGUUCGACUCGAGACCAGCGUCGGUGUUCGCCCCGUGUCCUCAUGAGCUCUCGUGCCCUAAACUCUCCGGUGAGGUGAUCACACCCUGCAACUUCCCGCAGCUGUACAAUCCUCUACCUCUGCCCAAGCACAACCAGCAUCAGACGGAGAAGUUCAGCUACCUGAUCCUGAGGCGCACGGAGACGACGGAGCCGGAGAGCGAAGGCGUGGACUGGGCCCGGCUAAUCGCGCCGGUGCAGUGCAGGACGAGACACGUCCACUGUCGGAUGUGCGGCACCGACGGACAGCUGCAGCACGUGGUGGUGACGGCAAAAAAACACAGCAGAGACGUGUACCGCUGCGCUCGGAACAGUAGCUGGGGAGAUCAGGUGCCGAUGGUUCAGAAAGUGGAAGUGGAAGAGGAAGGCGAAGAAAGUGAUUCGGAGUGAUGAUCCAGCCAUGAAGACGCUCUUCUGUGGACAUAUUCAAGAGUGGAAAGAUCAUAAAGGGAUAAAACUUCCUUCCAGCUGAUAAGGAACUGACUCAUCUCACACUUAAUUGGUGGUUAUGACUUUUACUGUGUAACAACGUGUUUAUUAAUCGAUUUUUUAUUAAACUGUUACAUUUCCUCUUGCACAUGUUUCAGUGCUUUAGGUUCAAAUUCAGAGACUUUGUGGAUGAAUUUCAUCCUUUUAGUGUGGAAAAAAAAUGAAUGAAAUUCCAAAAGCAGCAUUGUUCCACAUGAUUAGUUACUGUAAUUGAAACCUGAAGUCAUGUGUUUGUGUGGGAGCGUUUACACUGCAGGGGAUAUUUUGGCCAAAAUAAAUGUGAUUCAAUGGUUCACAGAAACUGAGACGCAUCCAAGCUUUGUCCAGACCAACAGAGGGUAUGAACGUGACGUCACAGCUGGAUGAAAUCUCCAUGGUUACGACUACUGAGCGGCAAAAAGUGACAUUUGAUCGUGGAGAUUAGCAACGUUAGCUUGAACCGUAGGCUUUAAUUUCGUCUAAACUGUAAAAUUAUUAUUUUUUUAAAAAGGUGAAGAGCUGUUGUACGAUUGACUGAACCAACAGGUUUGAAUCUGAAUCUGCCAAAUAAAAGAGAAGUAAAUGGA
This is a messenger RNA of Mugil cephalus (flathead mullet), 2184 nucleotides long. It is a transcript of the gene mettl17, whose product is annotated as methyltransferase like 17. Gene Ontology annotation, molecular function: structural constituent of ribosome; methyltransferase activity. NCBI's taxonomy places the organism in Eukaryota, Metazoa, Chordata, Actinopteri, Mugiliformes, Mugilidae. The record is from RefSeq and is a predicted model, not a curated record. The transcript is spliced from 14 exons. Gene Ontology annotation, biological process: translation. Bases 125 to 1519 code for a protein of 464 amino acids. Gene Ontology annotation, cellular component: mitochondrial small ribosomal subunit.